AUGGCUGGAGGCGCGGACCUAACUGUUCCUCAAGUGGGCAUGAAAAAUAUAAUGGACCGAAACCAAGAAGCAGAGAAGGUUAAUCACCAUAGGCCUGGCACUGAUGCAGUCCUCAUGGCUCCAAAAGUGCCCAAGGCUGUGCCACCAGUUUCAUCAGCAGCUGAGGGUGAGAGCAUUAGACGCCCCCGUGGCAGGCCAGCCGGCUCUAAAAAUAAGCCAAAACCACCCAUUAUUGUCACUAGAGACAGUGCAAAUGCGCUCAGGGCUCAUGCCAUGGAAGUGAGCUCAGGCUGUGAUGUAAGCGAGUCUUUAGUGAACUUUGCUAGAAGAAAGCAAAGAGGAAUUUGUGUCCUUAGUGGAAGUGGGUGUGUAACCAAUGUUAUGCUACGGCAACCUGCCUCGCAGGGGGCUAUUGUGACCCUCCAUGGCAGGUUCGAGAUUCUCUCAUUGCUUGGAUCCAUCUUACCCCCACCAGCCCCACCAGGAAUCACAGGUUUAACCAUUUACUUAGCAGGGGCUCAGGGGCAGGUGGUUGGUGGUGGUGUUGUUGGUGCACUCAUUGCUUCAGGCCCUGUUGUGAUCAUGGCUGCAUCGUUCAUGAAUGCAACUUUUGAUCGUUUGCCACUGGAUGAUGAUGACAUUGCCGCAGCUGUGCAGAAUCAGCAUUAUCAGAACGGUCGUCACCACCAUCUUGACAUUUCAGAUUUAUUUGGGAUGCCCCAGAACUUGCUCACUAAUGGCACUAUGCCUCCUGAGAUAUACAGUUGGGCUCCAGGACGAACCAUGUCAAAAUCCUGAUCUGUUGUUCAUCAAAUUGACAAGUUCUAUGUUGUUUCAGGGUCUUUA
Messenger RNA from Tripterygium wilfordii, 846 nucleotides. RefSeq names its product AT-hook motif nuclear-localized protein 16-like. NCBI's taxonomy places the organism in Eukaryota, Viridiplantae, Streptophyta, Magnoliopsida, Celastrales, Celastraceae. Bases 1 to 798 code for a protein of 265 amino acids. Gene Ontology annotation, cellular component: nucleus. The transcript has a single exon. Gene Ontology annotation, molecular function: DNA-binding transcription factor activity; minor groove of adenine-thymine-rich DNA binding. Gene Ontology annotation, biological process: vegetative to reproductive phase transition of meristem. The record is from RefSeq and is a predicted model, not a curated record.